This is a messenger RNA of Pelobates fuscus (common spadefoot toad), 1623 nucleotides long. RefSeq names its product sialidase-4-like. Gene Ontology annotation, cellular component: intracellular membrane-bounded organelle; cytoplasm; membrane. Lineage: Eukaryota; Metazoa; Chordata; Amphibia; Anura; Pelobatidae. The transcript has 5 exons. The record is from RefSeq and is a predicted model, not a curated record. Bases 26 to 1462 code for a protein of 478 amino acids. Gene Ontology annotation, molecular function: exo-alpha-sialidase activity. Gene Ontology annotation, biological process: ganglioside catabolic process; oligosaccharide catabolic process.
UGUUGUCCAACAAGUCCUGUAGGACAUGGGGUCUCGCCAUGUUCCUGCUCGUACUGUGCUUUUUGAGAAGGAGAAGAAUGGUGUAACAUAUCGUGUUCCAGCCCUGCUCUAUAUUCCACGCUGGGCCACCAUGUUGGCAUUUGCUGAAGAGAGGCUGAGUGCAGAUGAUGCCCACGCUAACCUGCUGGUGUUAAGACGUGGAAAGUUCUACCGUAACUAUGUGGAGUGGGAGGAUAUGCGAGCAGUGGAGAGAGCACAUCUGCCAGGCCAUCGUUCCAUGAACCCUUGCCCAAUCUAUGAUGAUUUCACUGGGCAACUCUUCCUUUUCUUCAUUGCAGUCCUGGGCAGGACUACGGAAUCCUACCAGAUCACCACAGGGCGCAACCUCGCUCGCCUGUGCUACGUUACAAGCUUAGACCAUGGAAAAAGCUGGAGCAACGUCACGGACCUGACUGUAGAGGUUAUAGGCAAGUCCAUAAAAGGAGAGUGGGCAACAUUUGCUUUAGGACCUGGUCACGGCAUACAACUAAAAUCCGGUCGACUACUUGUUCCUGCUUACACCUACCACAUCGAAUGCAGAGACUGCUUUGGAAUACUUUGCCGUACCACUCCACGAGCCUUUGCCUUUCGCAGUGAUGAUCAUGGCAAAAAUUGGAAGUUGGGAGAGCUUGUCCCAAAUCUGCAGACGGUGGAGUGCCAGUUGGUGUCAGUGGAUGAGGAAGAUGGGAAUAAUGUUUUGUACUGCAAUGCCAGGAGCCCACUGGGCUUUCGAGUACAUGCUUUGAGCUCUGAUGAGGGCAUAGUGUUCCAGCCAGGGCAACUAAUUGAGAAGUUGGUGGAGACGCCCAAUGGGUGCCAUGGAAGUGUCAUUGGUUUUCCUGCUCCACUAAGUUUAUACUCCAGAUUUAAUACAAAUAAACUCAUACUAGGAGGUUUAAAGAGUAAUAAAGCUUCAGAAAUGCAACACUGUUGCAAGAAAAAGCAUCAUGUCAAACAACCUAAAAGGUUUGGAGAAAAUGUACUUUUGUCCAAUCAAUACAGCAAAUUCCUCCAGAAGCAGAAAGAGACUUUUUGUACAGAUCAGAAAUUCCAGACUCCUACCUGGGUACUCUACUCCCAUCCCACAAGUUCUCAGUCAAGGGUAAAUCUGGGAGUUUACCUUAGCCCAUAUCCUCGUGAUGCUGACAGCUGGGCAGGCCCUUGGGUUAUUUAUGAGGGACCCAGUGCUUAUUCAGAUCUGGCAUACUUGGAACUUUCUUCAGGUGAAUUGGGUGGAACUGGCUCUCCUCCAGUCAUUGCCUUUGCAUGCCUCUAUGAAAACGGUCUUAUUUCGCCUUAUGAACAAAUAUCAUUUAGCAUCUUCACACUGUAUGAGGUUAUCCAAAGCUUACCUCCAAACUCGUUGGUCUUCCAUGAAAAGCAAAAUGAAGACAGGCAGAAAGUAAACUGUGUAAUGUCUUAGGUCUUACUUAAGCUGAUUUCACUUUUGUUUAAUAGAUCAACUGAUUGAAAAAAAAUCUAAUAAGAGUGUCACAUAGGUUUUUAAAUUCAGAACAAACUUGGAAACUGUUCGGUGUCACUAGGGAUAGCAAUAGGAAAAUCCCAUAAUCUUCUAAUAGAGGC